UGAUGCUUGAGUUAAUCCUCUUAGAAGUGUGGGGGAAUUCUGCGCCUUUUCUCCUGAGAAUCAUAUGACUCAGUCAGCGCCGAGGAGGCGUUCCAUGCGCCGCAGCUGCAAACUCAGCAAGGAGGAGGCAGCCUCCAUGUUCCAGCCAGCAGACAGACCCCCAUGCAACCAAAGCGACCCUCAUGUUCUGGAUGAAGUUUGCUGCGUUUCCGCUUUUACUUUGCAUGGGUUUUCAGUGGUAAAACCCCCACUUUUCAUGUUGCAGCUGUAGGGUAUUUUUGUGUUUUUUAUGUAAAUGUUCAACUCUCUAAAGGAGAAAGGGGAAAACUACUUUAAAACUUAAUUUGCUUUAGUUGCGCGCCGGAGACGAGUUUGGCACACUUUUACGCGCCGACUCCAAACGGUGCGCAAAAGUCUUCCAACAACACUAGAAGAAAUUUCGACAAAAUCAACAACAGAUCUGAUUUAAAACGUCAUUUUUGUCAACUCAAGUUUCCAAACAACAACAUUUUUUUUUUACUCCAAGUCAGUGAAAAGUCCACUUUUGGCGCAUUUCCCUUCAUUUUUUUCCUCCAAACUCCCCGGAUAACUUUCAGUUGGACAUUUUUUGCAGCGUCUGCAGGAAAACCACGUCAUCCGGUGAGACAGCUCCUACAUUUUUUCUCCCCCCCUCUUCUCUUCGCUCUUGGAUCAUCAUCAUCAUUGUGAGGAAAAGCUUAAAGACUUGGAAGCACGCAAUCAUGAUGACUGGAUUUAGACUCAACUUGUCGCCCCUAAAGGAACCUCUUGGCUUCAUCAAACUGGUUGAAUGGCUCACCGCCAUAUUUGCUUUUGGAACCUGUGCCGGAUUCUCAGGGAGGAACAUCAUAUCUCUUUUCUGUGGCGACGGCAGGAACGACACACUCACUGCUAACUUUCACUACCCAUUCAGGUUGAGUCUGAUCCCGCUCAUUGAGGGAAACACCUCCCUCUGCAACCACACAGUCAGUACGACGCAUCUGAUGGGCGACGCCUCCUCAUCGGUGGAGUUCUUCGUAGGAGUCGGCGUCGUCUGCUUCCUGUACUGCAUGGCUGCUCUUUUGGUGUAUCUAGGCUACAUGCACGUCUACAAAGACUCCGACUUUGGACCUAUUUUAGAUUUUGUGAUCACGGCGAUCCUAGUCUUCCUGUGGCUGGUGUGUUCGUCCGCCUGGGCAAAGGGCUUGCAGAAUGUGAAAGAUGCUACGAAUACUGAUGGCAUCGAUGCAACUGUGGCAAUCUGCAAAGGCGGCAACGUCACCUGCGCGGUCACCGAGUUCGCCAACAUGCGGACUCUCAACCUCUCUGUGGUUUUCGGCUACCUCAACAUGCUCGUGUGGGCGGGCAACGCCUGGUUUGUGUACAAGGAGACGCGUUGGCAUUCCCAGAAGUUCGCUUCCCAAUCCGGACCAGGACGGCAACAAGUCCCCGCACCAAUUUAACACCUGAAAAAUCUACACACAACCACAGGCAUAAAGAAAUGAUGAAGUCCCACUUUAGCCACACAUUGAACGCACAUUAUUAUAAGGUAGAAGUUGAAAAAGGAAGGUCAGAUCAGGAGAUUUGUUCUUUUUUUAGCUCAGGACUUCUUCUUCUAAAAGUAACAUCCAAAGCUUAAAUGAGCAUUUUAGAGCCAAAUCAACUUUUUAUGUCAUUAUAUUCCUUGCAUUUUUAUAGCAAACCUUUAUGCAAAGAUGCAAAUUCUUGUCUAUUAUCAAGCAGCUGAAAAAAAAAAUGACAAGACUGUGAAGUUUAUUUUUUCUAGGACCCACUCCGAUCACCUUUAGAUCCACUUUGUGUUAUUUCCUUAUAUGAAAAGUGCUAUAUAAAUAAAGAUUGAUUUGAUUUGAUCCAGUCUAAAAGCACGUCGUUUAAUUACGAUUACUCUGUUUUUAGUCAAAAUCAAAAGUUUUCUAAGACAAAGUUGCUCCAGAGUGGUGGAAGUUCAUCAGAAAUUUGCCUCUGAGUUGUGGGUGGGACCAUUGAGAAACUCCGCCCCCCCUUCCCCUCAAUAUUUCAGAGGAGGAGGAUUGUGGCCCUGCCCAGUGUAUCUUAAAUACACUUUUUCAAACAGUAUUUUUUGUCUGCUCCUGAUUUACAAUAUUUGAAUGAAAAAAAUGCUCAGAAAUAAUAAUAAAAAUCAACAUUUUAAUCGGAGUGGGUCUUUAAGGACCGAAUUUUUGACUAAAUGUUCUAAUUGAUAUUUUUUUCAAACAUCAUCUACAAUAUUUUAAAUUAAUUAUAUUAUUCACUGUGACACAUUUAUCAUAGAUUAAAAAAAGUUAAAUAAAAUAAUUUAGUAAAAAAAAAA
Molecule: messenger RNA, 2329 nt
Organism: Oryzias melastigma (Indian medaka)
Lineage: Eukaryota; Metazoa; Chordata; Actinopteri; Beloniformes; Adrianichthyidae
Gene: sypl1
Product: synaptophysin-like 1
Exons: 5
Coding region: 741-1460 (239 amino acids)
Cellular component (GO): synaptic vesicle; synaptic vesicle membrane
Source: RefSeq, a predicted model, not a curated record